Fusarium poae is the source of this 1662-nucleotide messenger RNA. RefSeq lists its product as uncharacterized. Gene Ontology annotation, cellular component: membrane. The transcript is spliced from 4 exons. The coding region runs from base 1 to 1662 and encodes 553 amino acids. The record is from RefSeq and is a predicted model, not a curated record. Gene Ontology annotation, biological process: transmembrane transport; carbohydrate transport. NCBI's taxonomy places the organism in Eukaryota, Fungi, Ascomycota, Sordariomycetes, Hypocreales, Nectriaceae. Gene Ontology annotation, molecular function: carbohydrate:proton symporter activity.
AUGGCUCUGCCAAAGUUCCUGCAGCCUAUCGGCUCAAAGGCCGCUGUCCAUACUGAUCGGGUCCCUCUCGAGGUUGCCCAAGCUGAAGCUCCAAGAUUCGAAAAGGUCACCUGGUACAAGGAGCCUCAUCUUCGUAAUCUCUACUUUCUAAUCAUCUUCCUGCUGAUUGCCUCGGCUACCACUGGAUAUGAUGGUAUGAUGGUCAACACUUCCCAGCAGAUGGAUAGAUGGAAGGAGUACUUCCCCGAGCACAAGAACGAAAGCAAGCUUGGAAUCCUCAUCAACAUGUACAACAUUGGUUCCAUUAUCUCUUUCUUUAUUGUCCCUUAUCUCGCUGAUAACUGGGGCCGAAAGCCCACUAUCAUGACUGGCUGUGUCAUCAUGAUUGUUGGUGCUUUCGUCUCUGCUUUCUGCAACGGUUAUGGCAUGUACAUGGGUGGUCGAUUCAUCCUUGGUUUCGGUAACUCUCUGGCCCAGAUGUCCUCCCCUAUGCUUCUCACCGAGAUUUGCCACCCUCAGCACCGUGGUCCCCUUACUGCUGUCUACAAUUGUCUCUGGAAUUUGGGUUCUCUGAUCGUUUCCGUUGUUGGCUGGGGUACUGCAUCCAUCAACGGUGACUGGUCAUGGCGAUCCAUCACUUUCAUUCAAGCAGUCCCCUCCAUCAUCCAGCUUUGCGGUAUCUGGUGGGUUCCUGAGUCACCUCGAUUCCUCAUCAACAAGGACAGACCCGAGGAGGCUCUUGCUGUUUUGGCCAAGCAUCAUGCUGGCGGUGACGAGAACAACGCCACUGUUCAGUUCCAGUACCGUGAGAUUAAGGAAACCAUCUCGGCCGAUAACUCUACCAAGUCUACUCGCUACGUCGACUUUCUCAAGACCCGAGGUAACAGGUGGCGUCUCGCCAUUAUCAUUUCCCUUGGUAUCAUCUCUCAAUAUUCCGGAAACGCUAUUUUCUCCAAUUACAUGGACAUCAUCUACGAAGGUGCUGGCAUCAAGGAACAGGGCCAGAAACUCGCUCUCUCUGCUGGCAAGACAAUUCUCGAUCUGAUCAUCUCCAUUGGUGCUGCCUUCACCGUCGACAAGGUCGGACGUCGCCCUCUCUUCCUUACUGCUAUCACCGGUAUGGUUUUCGGUUUCUUCCUCUGGACCAUCACUGGUGGUGUCUACGAGAACUCGGAAUACGCUACUCCUGCCACAAAAGAACAGCCUGAUGGUGGUGUCGCGUACUCCAACACAGGUGCCGGUUAUGCUCAGAUCGCCGCUGUUUGGAUCUUCGGUAUCUUCUACGACAUUGGUUUCUCUGGUCUCCUCGUCGCUUAUGCCCUUGAGGUUCUUCCUUUCCACCUCCGUGCCAAGGGCAUGAUGAUCAUGAACAUCACCGUUCAGGCCAUCCUCGCCAUUGGAAACCAGACAAACAAGCUUGCCUGGAACAACUUCCCCAACCACUGGAACUUCAUGCUCUUCUACACUCUCUGGGAUUUUUGUGAGCUUGUCUUCGUCUGGUAUUUCUACAUCGAGACCAAGGGCCCCACUCUUGAGGAGAUUGCCCGUAUCUUCGAUGGUGAUGAUGCUGUUGCCCACAUCGAUCUCGCUCAGGUCGAGAAGGAGACUGCUAUUGUCCGACAUGAGUCGAUCACUGACUACCCCUCCAAGACGGCUGCAUGA